AUGGCUUCGAAACAACAAAGUGUUGGCGGGACCCGGAACUUACAACUAACUCGCGCCCAUAAGAUCUUGGCUUUGGUACCCGCUCAAAACGCAUGCUCUGACGAUAGUUCCACAUCUGAUGAGGAAGCAAAUGCUUAUAUACCGCCUUCACCAGAUACCUCUGAUCCACCUUCAAUAGCAUCAUCACUAGAAGCCCUUAAUUUGCUUGAUACUUCAACUGACUCGAAAAACGAACAGCAUGAUAUACCCAUUACUUUACCACUCACACCAACAUUUGAUGAAGUUUUUCCAUCGCCGAAUACAAGUAACUACAAUGUUAUACCCACAUUGAACUCCAUCCAAUCUUUGCCAUCUCCUUCUGUUGAACUAUCAUCUCCCCAGCCUAGCACCAGCGGACAGCAGUUACUACUUACCAGGUCCAAGCUUGAACAACUAGGUCGAUCUAUUCAGCUGACAGAAGAUGAGAUUAAAAGCUUCCUGGCCAUUCAAAUCAUGAUGGGUAUAGUACAGAUGCCAGCUUAUACUGACUAUUGGGCAAGAAAAACAAGAUACCCUCUCAAUGCUGAUCUUAUGCCUCUCAAAAAGUAUCAACAAAUACGUCGAUAUAUUCAUUUUGUUGAUAAUACUUUGCAAGAUUCAGACCGUUAUUUCAAGAUUCGCCCCCUAAUGGAGAAAAUACGCAAAAAUUUUCUGAAAAUUGAAGAAGAAGGAAAAUAUUCCAUUGACGAGAUGAUGAUACCUUAUAAAGGUCGUAAAGCAGGUAAACGAAAGCAGUACAUAAAAAUGAAACCUAAGAAAUGGGGGUUUAAGAAUUUUGUCCGUGCGGGUGUUUCGGGUAUCAUCUACGAUUUUAUUCUGUAUGGUGGCGACGAUACCUUUCGUGGACUGACUUUUUCAGAGAAAGAAGCUACAAUUGGUUUAGGAGGUAUGGUAGUGCUUGCAUUGUGUCAAACUAUAAAGAAAAAGCCGGCCAUUGUGUAUGCUGAUAACUUUUUUAUGUCGCCUGAACUAACAUAUAUUCUGCGGGAAGAAUACGGGAUCCUUAGUCUAGGAACAAUAAGGACUAAUCGUCUCAGAGGCUGUCAAGAGUUAUUGCCAACUGACAAACAAUUAAAAAAGAAGAAACGCGGUUCUAGCGCCCAGGUGGUUUGCAAUAAGAAUAAGUUGGCAGUCGUAAAGUGGAACGACAAUAAAGUGGUUACACUUAUUAGCACCUACAUAGACUCGUACCCCUUAGAAACAAUCAAACGAUACGAUAAGGAUGAGAAAAAGAAAGUAGAUGUAGAAUGUCCUCAAGUGGUCAAACAUUACAACAAACAUAUGGGAGGGGUCGAUUUAGCAGAUAUGUUGAUAUCGUUAUAUAGAACUCCCUUCAAAAGUCACCGUUGGUACUUGGGAAUAUUUUCACAACUUGUUGAUAUGUGUAUAAAUAACGUUUGGCUCCUACAUAGAAGAGAUGGGAAGAAGACUUCAUUGAAAGAUUUCAGAUUUGAAUUGUUUGAUGGGUUGUCUAAGUCUAAUAGAAUAGGAACAAACCAAAACGUUACAGACGAUAUAGGCGAGAAUCUGAAAAUCCAUAAACCAGUCUCAGUCCGACCAACUGAUAGCGUCAGAUUUGAUAACACAGGUCAUCUUCCAGAAGCAGUUCUUGCCAAGUAA
Molecule: messenger RNA, 1659 nt
Organism: Danaus plexippus (monarch butterfly)
Lineage: Eukaryota; Metazoa; Arthropoda; Insecta; Lepidoptera; Nymphalidae
Product: piggyBac transposable element-derived protein 2-like
Exons: 4
Coding region: 1-1659 (552 amino acids)
Source: RefSeq, a predicted model, not a curated record